This is a messenger RNA of Cyphellophora europaea CBS 101466, 1800 nucleotides long. RefSeq lists its product as uncharacterized. The record is from RefSeq and is a predicted model, not a curated record. Gene Ontology annotation, cellular component: plasma membrane. Gene Ontology annotation, molecular function: carbohydrate:proton symporter activity. Lineage: Eukaryota; Fungi; Ascomycota; Eurotiomycetes; Chaetothyriales; Cyphellophoraceae. The transcript is spliced from 6 exons. Gene Ontology annotation, biological process: carbohydrate transport; transmembrane transport. The coding region runs from base 1 to 1800 and encodes 599 amino acids.
AUGGUCAACGUGAACCGUCCCAAGUUCCAGGUCCCCACCCGGCAAUCGCUAGGGUUGACUACCCAUGUCGACUAUGCGAAGUACAACCCGAGCCACGAUGGCUCAGACCAGGCGAGAAAGUCUCUGGGACACCUCGACUACUCGCCACUUCGCCGUAUCACUUUGCCCUCGUUCUACAUGGCCGUAUUGAUCUCGAUGGGCGGCUUCAUCUUCGGUUAUGAUACAGCAGGUCAGAUCUCUGGCUUCUUGGCCAUGCCCGAUUUCCUGGAAAGGUUCGGCUUGCAGCAUGACGAUGGCACCUAUUACUUCAGCAACGUUCGUUCUGGCCUCAUCGUGGGCAUGCUCUCAAUUGGUACGCUGAUGGGCGCCUUGGUUGGUGGUCCCAUCGCCGAUAUUAUUGGGCGGAAGCCUUCCGUCCAAGUCUGGUGCGGUAUCUUCUGCGUAGGCAAUAUCGUCAUGAUAGCUGCCGACGACAAAUGGUACCAGGUUAUGAUGGGUCGUUGGGUCCAAGGUUUAGGCGUCGGCGCGCUCUCCCUGCUAGUACCAAUGUACAUGGCCGAAACAGGUCCCCGCCAUAUUCGUGGCUCACUGAUCUCCACCUACCAGCUGUUCAUCACUUUUGGUAUCUUCCUCGCUGCCUGUAUCAACUUUGGCACCAAUGAGCACCAACGCGGUAAUUCCGGUUCCUGGCGUAUCCCGCUCGGCGUCGGCUUUCUCUGGCCAAUAAUCCUGGCUGGAGGUAUCACCUUCUUCCCUGAAACCCCUCGCUUCGUGUACCGCCGUGGUCGGAAGGAAGAGGCCAAGGCCACCAUGAUGAAAGUCUACGGUGCCCCGGCCAAUCAUUUCGCCAUCCACGUCGAGCUCGAGGAGAUCGAACAGAAGCUGCGUGCCGAAGAACAGCAGCGCACUCUCGUUGGCGAGUGGAUUCAUAUGUUCUCCGCGCCCAAGAUGUUCUACCGUAUCGCUCUGGGUAUGGGUUUGCAGAUGUUCCAGCAGCUGACCGGUGCCAACUACUUCUUCUAUUAUGGCACGGUCAUUUUUCAAGCAACAGGCAUCAACAACUCUUUCGUGACCCAGAUGAUUCUGAACGGAAUCAAUUUUGGCACAACCUUCUACGGCUUGUAUAUUGUCGAACAUUACGGCCGCAGGAAAUCGCUGAUCGUCGGAUCCGUGUGGAUGAGCAUGAUGUUCUUUAUCUUCGCCUCUGUUGGUCACUUCUCGCUCAACCGCGAUGACCCACAAAGUACCGAAGAUACUGGCACCGCCAUGAUCGUUAUCGCCUCUCUGUUCAUUUUCGGCUUCGCUACCACCUGGGGCCCUAUGAUCUGGACCAUCUGCGGCGAGCUCUACCCCUCCCGCUACCGCGCCAAGGGUAUGGCCCUCUCCACCGCUUCCAACUGGUUCUGGAACUUCCUCCUCGCCUUCUUCACCCCCUUCAUCACCGGCGCCAUCGACUUCCGUUAUGGCUACGUCUUUGCCGCCUGCAACCUCGUCGGUGGUCUGAUCGUCUUCUUCUUCGUUAUGGAAGGCCAAGGCCGCACCCUCGAAGAGAUCGACACCAUGUACAUCUCAGGCGUGCUGCCAUGGAAAUCGUCCAAAUGGGUGGCGCCGCCUCCAGAGGAGAUCGCGAGGAUCCGCAAGGAGGCUGGCACGGAUCUUGCCGUUGAUCCUGAGGAUCCCAUCCAGCAGCAUCGGAGCCGUGAGCAAGACGCGGCGGCGUUGGCGGCUGCGAGAGAGAAGGAGCAGGACUUGGACCGUAGCUCGGGUGAGGCGGAGGGGGAACAUCGCGAGGGCCACUAG